Messenger RNA from Melanotaenia boesemani (Boeseman's rainbowfish), 2472 nucleotides. RefSeq lists its product as uncharacterized. NCBI's taxonomy places the organism in Eukaryota, Metazoa, Chordata, Actinopteri, Atheriniformes, Melanotaeniidae. Gene Ontology annotation, molecular function: protein binding. The transcript has 16 exons. Gene Ontology annotation, biological process: regulation of apoptotic process. The record is from RefSeq and is a predicted model, not a curated record. Bases 119 to 2437 code for a protein of 772 amino acids.
UUUCCCAGUGUGGACGCUUGUGUCUGCAGUAAUCAUAAGAACUUGUGCUUCAGCAACAAGGAAAAAAAACAUUUUAGGAAGGUAGAAAGUGUGUGUGAGCUGAGGUGAAUUCAGCAGCAUGGAUCAGUGUGAGGACACGGAUGAGACGGCUCCUCUGCUCCGGCAUCAGCAGAGUCGGAGCAAAGCUCAGAGUGCAGCACAGCAGAGCACACAACGUUCUGCAGGACCUGAACCGGAACCCAGCAGCGAGUCCUCCAAUCUGGUCUCUAGAUGUCUGCAGUGGUGUUGCUCUCUCUGUAAUACUCAGAGACCAGACUCUCCUGAACCUGGACCUGAACCCAUGCCAGAAUCUCAGCCAGUAUUGGGAUUCGAACCAGAACCAGAACCUGCUGAAUCAGAAGCUGAGCCUACGUCUGAACCUGCUGUUUUAGAAUCUGAACCGACACCUGAACUUGUGCCAGGACCGGAACCAGGAUCUGAAUCUGUUCCUGAACCUGUACCCGAGUCUCUACUUGUUGAAUCAGAAGGUGGACCAGGACCUGGACCUGAACCCGUCUCUCAACCCGAAUGUUCUCCUGUAAUCUUUGAAGUUCACCUUGAUGCUGCUGCACCCAGUUCUUCCAGGACACUGAUCCACAGACCCGACCAUGUGAACUCUGAGGAUCAGGAUAAACGCUGUGAAGAGAUCCACAGACUGUGGGACGAUUCUGAAUUAAAAUGUUGGCUGUUGGAAACUUUGGAAGGUUUGGACACCAGGGAGCUGAAAUAUUUCCACUGGUACCUGCAGAAUGCCGAUGAAUCAGUGGACGGCUUCAGAUCCAUCAAAAAGAGUCGUCUGGAGCAUGUGGACAGGUUGGACACAGUAGAUCUGAUGGUGCAGAUGUACACCACCGAGGCCAGAGAGGUGGUGGAGAAGAUUUUAACAAAGCUCGACAGCAUUACAGAAAAGUGUUUUCCUGAAGAGAUGCUGCAGGAUGACGCUUCCGUUCCCGCUGCUGCAGCAGAUAAAGAGCUUUCUGUGAUGCUGAGUGACUUCAUUAAGAAGGUGUCGAAAGAAAACCUUACGCAGCUCUUGGAGUCUCUGAUAACUGACAACGUUCUGACUGAUCUGGAAAGGGCCUCCAUACUCGAGGAGAACCACACCAGAGCAAAUAAGGCCAGCUGCUUUGCUGAUGUUGUGAGAGAAAAAGGAGAUGAAGCCUGCAAGAGGAUGAUCAGACAUCUUGAAAUCAUAAAUCCUUCACUAUCCUCCAAGCUGGGUUUGCCCUCUGAACACGUACCUAAAUCUGAAACUAAAUCACAGCCUGAACCUGUUCCUGAGCCUGAACCUGCACCUCGUCCUGAACAAUAUUCCCCCUCUCCUCAGAAUCCUCAGAUCCACAGACCUGACAAUGUGGUCUCCGAGGAUCAGGAUCAGCACACAGAAGACAACCAUGCUAAAGAGGAGAGAGGACUGUACCAGGAGACGGUGUUCAGCUUCGUCCAUCUGAGUGUUCAGGAGUUUCUGGCUGCUCUUCAUGUCCAUCAGACCUUCAUCAAUACUGGAGUCAAUCUGAUGGAAGAACAACAAACAUAUUUCAGGUUGUCCACAUUUUUUAUGAAACCAGAUGUAAAACGUCUCCAUCAGGGAGCUGUAGACAAGGCCUUACAGAGUCCAAAUGGACACCUGGACUUGUUCCUCCGCUUCCUCCUGGGUCUUUCACUGCAGACCAAUCAGAGUCUCCUACGAGGUCUGAUGACACAGACAGGAAGUAGCUCACAGACCAAUCAGGAAACAGUCCAGUACAUCAAGAAGAAGAUCAGUGAGAAUGUGUCUGCAGAGAGAAGCAUCAAUCUGUUCCACUGUCUGAAUGAACUGAAUGAUUCUUCUCUAGUGGAGGAGAUCCAUCAGUCCCUGAGAUCAGGAAGUCUCUCCACAGAUAACCUGUCUCCUGCUCAUUGGUCGGCUCUGGCCUUCAUCUUACUGUCAGAAGAACAAGAUCUGGAUGUGUUUGACCUGCAGAAAUACUCUGCUUCAGAGGAGGCUCUUCUGAGGCUGCUGCCAGUGGUCAAAGCCUCCAACAAAGCUCUACUGAGUGGCUGCAACCUCUCAGAGAGAAGCUGUGAAGCUCUGUCUUCAGUUCUCAGCUCCUGGUCCUCCAAUCUGAGAGAACUGGACCUGAGUAACAACAACUUGCAGGAUUCAGGAGUAAAGAAGCUUUGUGGUGGGCUGAAGAGUCCACACUGUAAACUGGAAAGUCUCAGCCUGUCAGGAUGUCGGAUCACAGAGAAAGGUUGUGGUUUUCUGGCCUCAGCUCUGGUCUCUAACCCCUCCCAUCUGAGGGAGCUGGACCUGAGAUUCAACCAUCCAGGAGAGGAAGGAGUGAGGAAGCUGAUGGCCGCACUGAAGGAUCCAAAGAAGCUCAGGGUGGAACCUGCUGGAAAACAAUGGUUGUGACCAGGUCGGCGGAAAUAACCCUGUCCAUUCACAAG